AUGGAAGUCCGCAAGAAGGAGACAAUGGACACAAGCGACGACUUGUUCUUCGAGAUCGUUCCGAGCGCUGACAAGAAGGAUGAGUCUUCCAGUAUUUUUUACUCGCAUCGCCAGAUAUCAGAAUUAAACAGCAACACCAGCCCAAGCAGACUCCAGUCGCCUGCGCCAAGCGAGGGUAUUGUCAUUAACAUGGUCAACAAAGGUACUAUCAACCUUGUUGGAAGUAUAAAACUUAACACUGUCGGUGAUGAUGUUGUUCCCAAUCUUUCUAAAAACUCAAAGUCACAUAACAGUCAGUCGUGUGAAAAGUUAUCCCCAAUACCAAGAAAAAGAGAUUUUACACACUCGUCGUCGAAGAAGUGGCUUGAGGCGCUCACUGUCGAGUCGGAUUCUGAGAUUACAACAGAAAGAACCGGGACAGGAGAUUCGUUUGAGAAUUACCUGGUUGAGAGGGUGCCUCUCAAAAAUCGUCAUUUGAAAAAAUUGAAAGAGUGGACGGGCGCACAUAAAUUCAAAAUUGUGAUGAACAGUGAAAUCGAUGGGUUCUCGCCCGAUGUAUUAACACGGCGAGUUGAAGGAAAGAAGAAUAUUAUGUUACUAUGUGUGAGUGAAGCGGGGUGGGUCUUUGGGUGUUUCACAACUACUGCUGUUUCUAACAACCAAAAGACACACAGCCCAAAUGAUAAGAACUUCUUUGUCUUCUCGUUAGUCAAUCCACACCAUACAACCGCGAUUAAAAUCACACCAAAACAAAUUGAGCCUUCAAAACUUACUAUUUUCCCCUCAGAGAGUCAUUGGAUCUUUGCUGUUCAAGAUGCGUUUUACAUAUCAGUUUUUCCCAAUCAAUCGUACAUCGAUAAGAACAUCGAACAGACAUUUAGAAUCCCUUCAAUUGUGGGAAAGGAAUUGCUCACUGGAAAUUGUGCUCCGGACACAUUCACUACGACCAAGAUGUAUGCUCUUGAGUGGGUAUGA
Messenger RNA from Entamoeba invadens IP1, 975 nucleotides. RefSeq lists its product as hypothetical. The transcript has a single exon. Lineage: Eukaryota; Evosea; Mastigamoebida; Endamoebidae. The record is from RefSeq and is a predicted model, not a curated record. The coding region runs from base 1 to 975 and encodes 324 amino acids.